AUGAGUUUUCAUAAAAAUGUUUUCCAAAAAUUGUACGGAUUUGUGGUAAUUUUAAGUGUGUUUGUUAUGACAGUGAUACAAAUGUUUGGAAAAUUAAAUUUUGUUUAUCCUUUAUUGAAAACCUCAGUUUGUGCCCUUGAUGGGGGCGUUGCAUUGUUGAUUGUUUUCUUGGAAAUUGUUGAUGCUGUCAACAGAAAUUUUAUUAACGUAAAAACAAUCUCCCGGUUUUAUAACCAUUUGAAUAAAAUUGAUAAAUUCCUCGAUUUACCCCCAGUCCGGAACUAUUUCCUGCGAGGCGUUUUAAGUUAUAAGUUUUUUGUAAUUAUUGUCCACUGUGUGACUUUCGCUAUGUUUUUUAACGACGUUACGUCCAAUAAUGAUUUUUAUGGAUGGCAAGGUCACAAAUACAAUUGCAUCAGUUUUAUACUAAUUUACAAAAUGACUUGGUUUGUGAUUCGUUUAUAUGUAACCGUGAACGAAAUUCGGCGACGUUUCGAACUCCUCAACAGGAAAUUUGAGCUCAUCAUCAGAACCACAAAUUCGGAAACACCAACAAUCAACUAUCUUAAAUGCCACGAUAUGUUGUGUGGCUUAAUAACCAAAGUUAACAAAACCUACGGUUUUCAAAUAAUGAUAAUGGACAAACUCAUCGCUUUGCGAGUUGUUGAAACGAGUUAUUUGUGUGUGUUAUUCGCCAUUGAAGAGCGCACAAAGUUAAGUGUGCUCAGUUUUGUGAACAAUUGUUUGUGGAGCAUUUGUUUCAUCAUUUGUGGCGCUUUGAUUAGUUUUUCUUGCGGCAAAGCCAACAAACAAGCGCAGUUUAUGAUAGUUCUUUGUCAAAAUCUGUAUAAUAAAGUGGGAGGUCAUCCUCUUAAAGAAGAAAUUUUAAUGCAAUUUGCAAAACAAGUGGUUCUGGCCAAGCCUGAAUUUAACUGUUUGGGGUUCUUCCCGGUGAAUUAUGGUUCAUUUUUGAAGAUAUUGAGCAGUAUUUUCAAUUACAUUAUAAUUGUUCUACAAUUUGAUAUCUAG
Messenger RNA from Tribolium madens (black flour beetle), 1029 nucleotides. RefSeq lists its product as uncharacterized. Gene Ontology annotation, biological process: sensory perception of taste. The transcript is spliced from 3 exons. The record is from RefSeq and is a predicted model, not a curated record. Gene Ontology annotation, cellular component: neuronal cell body; axon; dendrite. Bases 1 to 1029 code for a protein of 342 amino acids. NCBI's taxonomy places the organism in Eukaryota, Metazoa, Arthropoda, Insecta, Coleoptera, Tenebrionidae.